AAUCAGCUGUUUAUCAGUGUAAUGGGAAUGGCAGUGUUCAUGGUUAACAUCUGUAAAUUUAAUGGCUGUGGACUUACUUUUCAAAGUUUAAGCGAUUUAAUAUGGCAUAUUGAAGAUAACCACAUUGAUUACGACCCCCUAGUUAUAGAACAAAAAGAGCAACAGCAGCCGCAGUGCAUGCCCCUCAGCUAUAUCCUUCCCUUCUUUACUGAUGCAGCUCGGAAGGAUCACAAAGACGUGAAGCCAAAAAUAAACAAGCCUGUGGUCAAACCUGCCCCCCCACCACCAGUUCAAGUGCAGUCAUCCACACAGUCUGUAACACCAACUGGUAGUGAGGCUGAUGAUGAUGAGCUCAUGAGUGAACUGGAAGAUAGUAAUGACUCUUGGACAACUCCUGAAGAAUUCAGUUCAGAGUUUAUUCUUAGAUAUGGCAGCAAGAUGAUGACUCCCAGUUCACCAGGCCCAAAUGGUAUAAACUUAGAAAAGCCGUUUGCUUGCCCGGUACCUGGCUGUAAAAAGCGGUACAAAAACGUAAAUGGAAUCAAAUACCAUUCGAAAAAUGGACACAAACACGAUGGGAGGGUGAGGAAGGGCUUCAAGUGUCACUGUGGUAAGAGUUACAAAACCUCUUCUGGGUUGAAAAACCACACAGCAGUAGUCCACAGUGGUGCCAACAUGACAACGAUCACAACACAGACAGGCGAGGUACUGCAGAUUCCUAGCAGUCAGGUGACGACGAUACAGCCUGUUCGAGCACUCACCUUGAAACACAUUGCCAGCCUUGGUCUCCCAGUGAAGACCCUAGUUGUGGCAACCAAGCCUUUGGAGAAAUCUCCAAGAGCUAUUUCUCCCCCUCCCCCUCCCUCACUCGGUGUCCUUACCCCAGCAACCUCACCACAUUCUCCUCUCCCCUCCCCUUCUAGUUCUUCCCCGUCCAGUGUAGGUGAUCCUAGCAUAAAUAUGUAAAUAGCUAGUCUUAUUUGUACUUACGAUUUUCUCAUCUGAGUUAACAGUGGCCAAGACCUCAUAAAUUGUAGAUUUUGUUAAAGUUAUAUUUAAUAAUACGAAUGAAUAAUUAAGUUGAAAUCAUUAAUUUAUGAAACAUUAAAGCAUUGAGAUUUUUUUCCCUUUUUUGUGAAAGGAAACUAUCCAUUAUGUCCAGAUAUGUUCAGAACAUUGGUUAAAUUUGGAAUGAAAUUUAAGAAUGCUCCCAUGUGUGUUCUUAUAACUGUGUUUUUGCUUCCCAAAAAUCGUCUCUGGGUUCAUAGAUAAUGUAUCUGACUGUGUCAGGGAUGGUAGGUAUUUUUCCUUUUUGGAGUGUAACUUUUAUUUUAAAUUUAUAUUAUUGCAUCAUUGAUCAAUUAUUUUACAUUACUUUUGUUGAUCCAAGACACACUUACAAGAAUUCAUAUUAGUUUUGUUUUAUUAUACUUAUUGUAUAAUGGGUUAUUUUAUUAAAUUUUUUUAAGUUUUAUAUGAAUAAAAAUGAAGUAAAACAUGGAUUUAAGAUUAUAUUUAUUAUUGUUUUAAAAACCUGGUUAUUUUUUGAGGAAAUUGGUCACUUUAUCACUUUUUUGCCUUUAGGCUGUUACCAUCCCCUGUAUUUCUCAAAGACAUUUGAUGGCAGUAGUUUCUUUUUCUCCAACCAGAGAGGAUUUUGAUUCUAAUCAUUUAUGGUUCGUGCUUUUAGUUGAGCGAAGUGCACGCAAGCAAUUAGCUCCUAAAUAUACGCUUAGUCGCUCUUAGCUAGACGGUAUGAUUAGUCGUUUUGUAAAUUUAGUAUAUAGUCAAUAUGGCUGAAAGGUCACUCAAAGUAGUGUAGACUUAUUUAUUUUAUGUACAUUACUAAAUGUAGUAUCAGAUUUAUUUUGUCAUGUUUUUGGCUCGGUUUUCAACUAUUAGAAAACAGUGAACUGUUUCCUUUUCUGGGAGUUUUAUUUUAGUUUAGUUUUAAUAUAAUGGGCUGUUUCUGGAAACUUCCAAAAGAUCUUUACAAAUAUUACAGGCUUCUAGCUAGAAUAUAAUUGAUUUGGCCAUAUUUAAAACAUAUAUAUAUAUAUAUAUAUAUAUACACACUCUCACACACACACACACACAUAUAUAUAUAAAGUUAAGUGACAAAAUUAAGCAUUAAAGUUCCAGUUAUUUUUAAGAUCACAUUCCAUAAUACAUUCCUCAUGAUAACUAUGCAUUGUUUGGCAAAGAUAUACCAAAAAUUCUGAUUUUGGUCAGGUUUUAUUUUUGACAAAGCAGUUAAAGUGAGUUGCUUUUCUACUGAACAAGCUUUUUCAAGUAUUGACAAAAUUUAUUCAAAUUAUAUACCAGCACAAGCACCACUAAUUUACUUUUGAUUCACAAAUAAUUAAAAAUAUAGGCAUGUUGAAAACUGGGCUAAAUACAUGGUUAUAGUCACAUUAGUCAUUUGUAUGUUCAGUGUUAGUCUAGUCAAUAUCGAGUUACGAUAUUAUAAUUCUAAAACAGACAUGGCCGUAUAAGAACUGUUUAAUGUUAUAUGUUAUAAAAGACCCAGGAACGAAGUACGGCUGUCUGUUCCUGUCAUUGCCUAUGUUCUAGUCCUUAAAUAAAAACUUCCUAUAGGCCUAAUUUUGAGUGUGUGGUUUUUUCAUAAGCCUUAAUUUACUUAUAUCGCAAGAUUAAGAUCAUUGUCUAUUUUAGACAAUUUUUCCUUCCAAUAUAUACAGCCAACUGUUUAAUUUAAGUGCUAUGGUUAAUUUUCAUUAAUUAACUGGUUAAAAUAAACAAUUCACUAUAGUUAAGUUGUUGUAAAUUGAUUCACCAGGAAAGAUAUUCAAGAAUUUAUUCUUGUUUGAAGACAACAUAACAUAUAAAGAAUUUAAAAAUAAAUAUUUUGUAAUAUUAAAAAAAGGCUAUGUUGGUUGGAUGGAAAAGUUAGGCAAGGAAUCUACAGUGAUAGCUUGUAAAUCAGUCGCUGAUUGAAUGUGUCUUAAAAAAAAAUUAAUAACAUGCCAUCAAAUAAUUUAAUGAUUGUAUUAUAAAACCAUAUGAGACCGUUAUAUGUUAUCACUUAAUGUGAAUUUACUAUUUUUAUAUUAACAUCACCGUUUGUAAAAUAGUUGUCUAGUGGGUACAGUGGUAUAUCACUUAGAUAAUCAAUGUCAAAUAAAACGUAUGGCUUCCUUUUUAAGAGGUUACUGCUGAGCGAUCCUGUCCUUACAAGCAGUCACUUACCUGGUCAUUUCUGGCAGUUUGGAAGUAACCUUUAAGUUUUUAGUUAUUUGUUUAUUAAUGUGAUGGUGAUUGGCCUAUAUUAUAGAAGCUUUUAGCCUUAACUUGGCUUGCAAAGUAGGUCAAAAACAAGCAUAUUGUCUCAUCUGUGCUCAAUUUUUACUUCUGUUUUUUUAAACAUCUGUCCCACAAGCUUCAAAAUAUGCAAUACUGUUGCUUUAUAUUUAUGCCAUUUGCAAUUUUUUAAUUGUUUGGAUUACUGACUUAUUAAACUCUGACUAUUGUAUAAUACAUACUUAUCGCUUCAAAAAAUGUUAGUUGAGCCAUUUGAAAUUUCACUGAACCAGUAAACUCAUAAUACAAGCUAUCACUGGUAGAUUGAAAUAUAAUAAAACUACCAUAUUAAUGGUGAUAUAUGCUUGGACAUAAAUAUGUCUCAAUACUUGUAAGACAAAUCUCUGGGCCAAGUAGUACAGGUCAAGCAAGAUAUAAGAUAUUUUUUCCAUGAUUGUUGUAAACUUAUGUGUUAUAAAAGAAAAUGUACUGCCAGUCUAAGCUAGAGCAUCCUAAUGUUUAGGGGAGUAAGGUUACACAGUGCAAGUUUGAGGGAAGGGGAAAUUAUAAAAAAUAAUGAAUCCAUUAAAAAGAGAUCAAAAUUAAGAGAAAAAAAAGGAUAUUGCCAAUUAGUUAACUAAUCCAAGCAAGUACGUGGCAAGUCAUCAAGUAAAGUUUUAGCUUUCAGUAUCUAUUCCUCCUUAAGCAAUAAAGCCUCAGUCAGAGCUUAAAAUCCCCAAGUCUGGACGAAGUACCACUGUAAAUUGUGCUAUAGUAAACUCAUACCUACCUGGCAAGUCAUCAAGUAAAGUUUUAGCUUUCAAAAAUAUUCUUCCUCACACAGUAAAGCCUCAGAGCUUAAAAAUCCCCCAACUCUGGAUCAGGUACCACUAUAAAUGAAAAAGUGGAUAAAAAACUACUGCAGAUCCCUAAAUCUAGUGAUUUUUAAUGGAUAGCGGAUGGGAAAAAACAAAAAAAUUUAAUUUUCCUGAACUUUGGGCGGCUCUAGCUGAGAAGGUAUUAUUUGUGGACACAUAUUUAAAGAAGAAUGUCUUUUUUUUGAGAAAUUGACCUAGAAAAUUGUAACAUGUAAUCUAGAUAGCCCUAUAUAGAAUAUUUAUGUUGGUGUUAGUGGGCAUACAAGUGAUUUUAAAAUUAUUAAUUGAAACAUAUUUCAAUACUCAUUUUAUUUAACAUUCAAUAUUAUUCCUUUACUACUUCAAACAUAAACACAAUUGAUUUAAGUUUGUUAAACUCAUGCAGCUUUAAGUGUUUCGUUUUGCAUUAACUUUCUUAGUUGUUAAAAGUUUAAAAUUAAUUUUAUCUGUAUUGAAUUCACAUUUAGGAUUUACCAAUGUAGCAUUUUACUUUAAUUAUAAUAUCUUGUUUUUAUUUAGUGAAGUGAGGUGUACAUCAGUUAUUAGUUUGAUGUUAAAGAAAUGUUCUUUAAUAGUUUAAACAUAAUAUUAAUUAUGGUAAGAGAUACAGUUCACAUGAGUUUUAAUUAGUUGCAAAUGUCAUUGUUAAUAAAAAUUUAUUUUCCUGGAAGAGAACACUCAAUUUAGAGCAUACACGUAUUGUUCAAGAGUUGUGUUCAAUGUUCGUAUACAAACUCCAUGUAUUUAAGUGUAAAUAGCUAGAAAAAUGUAGACAACAUUAAGUUGAGCUCUUGUUACUGCUUCAACUCGCUCCUGCGAAGUGUAAAAAUAUUGCUGUUGAUUAUUUGAUAUUAUUACAUUUUUGUUGGUAAUUUCUCUCAGUGCCUUUUUUGGUAUAAAAUCUAUCAUUUUCAAGGUGCUACGACCAUAAAAUUUCACACCCUUUUCUUUUAUUUUGUGCUUUAUAUGUAUCUGAUACUACCAUAUGUCUCCAUAAAAAUGUUUAUCCUGGUAGUUUUGUGUUAGUUACUUCAGUUAAUAAAUGAGUCUAAUAGUGAAAGUCAUUAAUUCAUGCUUUUUCUGUAACUCUUUGUGGCAAUGUGAUGCACAUCGUUCAUAUCCUUAGGACAUUUUUUCUCUUCUUGUUUUAUACAUCCGUUAGUAUGAUGUUUGUCUUCUGCCCUCAUACAUAAUGUUGUAGUACCCUACACGUCCACAGAUAACGUGCUAUGUAGUAUUGUUGCUUAAAUCAUUGAGUGAUUCCCAUAUUUUUCUAAACCCAAAUUUCAGAUCUAAACAUGAGACAACUAUCCACACUUGCAACAUAUUUAUAGUGAUUUAGCAGUUCUCCCUUACCUGGAAUACAUCUUUAUUUACAAUAAAAUAGUGAUCAGAGUUCAACAAUCUUUUAAGUGAACCCCUCUUAGGCUCUCCAGAUGAGUAUAAUAUCGAUUAUGAACUUUUGAAAUUUCCAAAAAUGCCUGUUGUUUGGAGUAUGUUAAUCUCCAUCCGAAUUCUACUAAAAUUUUAUGCAAUUAAAACCAUUCUAAUAGUUAUGUAAAAACUUCAAUUGGUAUCUGUUAUAUACAUACAUGGAACAGUUGUUUUGUUUUUCCUACAGGCCUAACAGGUUGAAUUGCUUUGAAUCCAGAUUUUAAUUUUUUGUCAAACAACAGUUUAUAGACUGUCUUGUAAGAUGACAGCCAUUCAUUUUGAGAUUUUCGUUUUUUUUUUUACUUUUUAGAUUAUUUCUCGGUUAUGAUUAAAAGAAAAGUCAAAUGUGUGACAAUAUGUGCUACUUUCUCUCUGUAAAUUACCUUGUGUCCCAUAAUUUUUGAAUUUUCAUCCUGUUUAGGUCUGUGGGUAUUUUGUGAUUUUUGAGAGAAGGAAGACAUUUUCAAAUUAUUUAUAUCAUAUGGUUACAUUUAGAUCAUUGAAAAUGAAAUUUGUAACAAUGUGUGAUAACCUUUACCCUUUAAACACUUUAUGUCCUUUAAUCUUUUCAUGUACUAAUGUUGAGAUUACAAGUAAUUAGUUAUAGGAAGUAGCACAUAGUUCUGUUAAUUUGGAUUUUAAUUGGGUUUGGGAGGACCCUGUAGGCCCAGUCCUUCAAUCCUAUUUUGUCAACAGAAGAGUGUAGUAAUCCUUCAUUCUCUUCCAGUCCUUUUUUGACAGUCCAAAUUCCUCUUUCUUCAUCUGGCAAAGAACAAAUUUGCAUCCUUCAGUAAAGGAACUUGUUAAUUCUGAUAAGAGCUUUAGUAGACCUAAGAUGAUCCUUAUAAUCUCGCACAGUCACACCCGCUCACAUCGUGUACAAGCUCCAGCGAAGGAUCCUUUGCUCUCAGCUAGGAUCUCAUUUCAUUACCACAAGUAACAGCUAGAAUAUUCUUCUACAAGUAGGUUGCCAAGAUCUGUUGUAGUGAAAGAUGUCUUCCUCUCUUCACAUCUUCCAUUAACCUGAAAUCUCAAAAUUCCGCUCUGAGAAACUUACCUUAGGUCUCUGGAUCAAUGACCAUUUUGUAGCUAGUCAUUUAUUCAUGGAAAGAAGGUCUACUGUUGUUUCUCCUUCUUGUUCACCUACUACUCUUGGACAACACCCUAACCUUUUCUUGGUCUGUUGGCCAUAGAAUUCUGUACCUCAUGUUGAAACACGUUUGAGAGGCCCCUCUUGGAUACAAUAUUAUCCUUCUCAUUAGCCAACCUUCUCAGAUCCGUUUCCCUUAUCCUUACCCUCCUAUGCGGCUUCAAUCCUGUAGACUUCCUUUGCUGUUUGUUAUAGGUCCAAGUGUCUCAGCUUCAUUCAACCUGCUAAGAAUAUUUUUCCUCAUCCUUGAUCUCAACAGCUUCUCACUCGAACCCAGUAUAACCCCAAUAUAAAUGUCCAGGAUGUAUUCACCAUCUCUCCAUCUGACAUAUUUCUGGAGGGAACAGGCCCUGUAUAUAGGAUUUGCCACCCUGUGUAACAAUUCCAAAUUGAUUUCAAGUGAAAACUAAAGAUAUGGAAGACUGCUUCCUGAGACAGGAAACCUCAGAGGUAGAGCCUCUCUUUUUCCAUCUUCACUACACCCUCAAACAACAGCUCUAAAUACAUCAUUUCUGUGUCUAUCAUAUAUUGAACAUUUCUUGGAUAAAAAGUUGUACCAUAACAUGACUCAUUCACUCUGUUUCCUGAACUCUAAUUUACUGUUUGCUGAAGAACUUUCGAAGUUAGACUUCUCAUCGUCUCUGGCAUAUUAUUGAGGUAGGUUUGAAUAUACCUACUCCAGGAAUUCUUUCUCGUUUGUAAAUCUAGCCUGUUACAUAAUUGUGAUUUUUGGAACUUGGAUUUAUUUGUAAAUUUUGUAUCUAUUUUAUUUUUAUAACCAAGACUUACAUUGAAUUAUUUAGAUUCUCAAAACUCAAUAUUUUUGUUAUAAGUGGUUUAGGUUGUACUAUUUAAAUAAAGAAUUUUUCUCAAUAGUUUUAAAGUUUGGUCUCGUAAAACUAAAUUAAUUGAACUAUGUGUUAAUACUCCCCUCAUUACUGCUUUGAAUACUCAACAAAGUUUUAUUAAGAUAAGGCGAGCUAUUUAUUUCCCAUUUUUAUACAUAUUGUCCAUUAGUAAGUGUACUUUAAUAAUAAUAAAAUUAUUAUUAUGUAACAUAAAACUAAUAAAUUAGGAAUCCAGGAAAUCUACGUCAUGCCUCAGAUUUCAGUUAUUCAAUCAUUCUGUAACAUUCACUACAAAAAUUGGUGUGAUUGUUUAAAACUUUUAAAUUUUAAAAUAAAAAGCAUGGUUAAUACAUAUUUGUUUAACUUGUUAAGAAAAAAGUUAUAAAAUACUCCUUUCAUUGUCAAUAUUAUAAAGAUUGUUUUUUACAUCUAGUGGGACCUAUUCCCACUUACAGAGUUGUAACUUGUAGAGUUAACUGGGUAAAGACAAAGUUGCAAAGCUGUAUCACUUUCAUUACAGAAGUGGCUAUUAUUUGUAAAUCAAUCUUGAUGUAUAUGUUUCAAAAAUAUACAAACUUGGCAGUCAAUAUUUGUGCUAAUGUGAGUAAUUACUUACAAUGUAUCAUGGGUGGUUUUUGUGUGUUUAAUUAUUUAUGCUCUCUUUUGUGUUAUACAUAUACUAUUAAAAUUUUGUAAGUUUGUGCUACCUCAUGUAAUUAAACCAUAGUUAUAACGUUUUGAAAACCAAAAAGAAUAUUCUGUGUUUAUAAUGACUAAAGAAACACAGUUAAAUAUUAUUUUAAUAAAAAAGCAGAUUGGAUCUGUUUGCUUUUCCAACUAAUCACUGUGGAAAGAAAAGUCUUUGUUUUGAGUCUAAAAAAGACCAAGAAACUUGGUGAAAGAAUAUGCUGAAAUAUUGUUGCCCAUAAUAGGCAAAUCUAUCUUAUUAAAAUUAACCAACAUCCAUCAAUUGUAAGGAGCCAGUUAUUCUGUUCAGAGAUGUCAGAACGUAAAGUUUGAAAAGUCCUCCUCAUGACCACAUCUGAUCUCCGUAUCAGUGUAAAUCACAUUUUAUUGUAUUUACAGUUGAACCUUGAUAACUUAACCCUCAUUGACUCAAUACAAAAUCCUUGAUGAGUAGCGUUCUUUUCAAGUUCUUAUAAGUCCGCUAUUAAUUUUCACCUCUAAAACUAAAGUGUUGUGUUAUAAUUACUUGAUAAAAAAUUACUUGAUAGAAGUCAAAAUUCUAUUAUCUGGAACAGUGCAGUAACUGUGAAGUUCCAAUCCAUUCACCUAAGACUUGAAGUAUAUGUUGAGACAACUCAAUAAUUGAAGUGCAGCAACUGCACUAGUGAAAAGGCCAACAAUUGCCUUGUGCCUUGCAGAAGUGUCAUGUAUUCUUCACCACUUGUUUACUGCAGCGUUCUGUACCACACUUUGUGAUUUGCUAUUGAACGCGUUUGUGAAUGUGAUGCAUUACCUAGCAUGUUCGAGUCCAGUAACCUGUAGACCCUCUAUAAUUCAAAGUUGGUGGUUUUGACCCUCGGAAACUCAAAUGUUUUCCCUGUUCCUUCAGGUUCAGGUUAUCAAGGUUUGGUUUAUAGUUGUGGUGGUUGAUGUGUGGAGUUGGCUCCCAACGUCAUAGGUUCAGACUGCAGUGUCAAAUAUACCAUCACCUGUUGGUGGGCCUACUAUUUAUUUGAAAGACAAAGUCAAUUGUCCCUUGUACCUAAAUAAAUAUGGGUGCAGGUCUGAAAUAAAACUAAAUAUGGGUGCAGCUCUGAAGUAAAACUAACACCUUACAUCAAGGAUCUCAACCCAAAUCACAAUUACAAUAAAACCAGCAUGUUCCUUCUCUAUAAUUUCACACUAGGAAAAUAAGCCACAAAAGUAUAGGAGAAAUGGCUACAUCGUUUUUAUUUAUAUCCAAAUAUACAAGAUAUACUCGUAUAAAUAAAUCUUGGUGUUAGUAGUUUAAAAUAAACUUCUCUACAAUCAAUUGAAUGUUUAAGUUAAACUUUUAAGGACAGUAAGUUUUAAGGAGACAUAGCAGGGACCAGGAGUUAAAUUACUAAUUAGAGCUUUAAUCCUCAAACUGGCGACUAUAUUUUCUGUGUGCAACAGGAUGUGUGCUGUAAAAAGUAAGUAAUUCCUAAAGAUUUGCAUAAAUAUCAGAACCUGACUUUAAGUACCGGUACGGUAGUGACAAUGACACACAUACACACACACCCACACGGCAGUUCGAGGGUUAUAUAAUGUGCAUAAAUACUCUUUACGUGCAAUAAAAAUGUAAAAUACGUAUUAAUUUAAAUCUUCAUUAUUAUGCAGAAGUAAUGCAUAUUUCUUUAUUUCAGGUUGGAAAAUUCCAACAAUAAAGUUGCUCAUUGUGUUCUUUUAUAGAUAAACUUCCACUGUCAUUAAAGUUGCAUCAUCAAUAUUGUUUUUUGAAUCUGUGCAUACAACUCGGUACUAAGAUGAUGGUACAGUUUAUUGCUAACUAUCUUAUAAUUAAAAUGUAAAGUGUAUAUAAACUAAUGUGAAUAUUGUUAUGGUAGUUCUGUGAUAGAAAUACAAUGAAAUCCUUGCAGCAAUAAUAUAAUUUGUAUGAUUUUCAUUUAUUUUGUUCCUUUAUUUUUAUAUAAUCAUUAAUAUAGAAAAAUAAUUAUAAAUACAUUGUAAACUCGAUCAUUUUAAUUUAGAUUUGUUAUAUUAUUGAUUUGUUAAUUAUGCUAUUACAAAAUGAUAUAAGUAUAUUAGAAUCGAGUUCAUUAAAAUAAUUGUAUUUAUACAAAGGUUUCUCUAAGCAUUUGAUUUCAUAGUUUAGAGAAAUACAUUAUAACUUGAUAAUUUAGUAAUGGUACAUUCACAAUGGAAAGUUAUAUUUUAGUUAAUAGGUUUCAUAGUAUUACAUUAAAUUUCAGAGAAUACCCAUGUGUAUAGCUUGUAAAAAAUAGAAGCCAAUAUAUUUUAAAAAGUAUACUGAUUUGUUGAGAAAAAUGCUAGAGAUGGAGUAUAUAAUAGUUACAAUUUUGUGAUAUUUAGUAUGAUUUAUUUAAAUUUACAUAAUUGACUGUAUGUUUAUUUUGUAUGCCUAAGAGUUGAUAUAACAAUUGGUUUGUUGAUUGUUUUUUUCAAAAAAUAUUUAAAAUUAAUGGUAUGGUCCGAUUUUAAGGCCUUAUGAAUUUUUAAAAUGUCCAUACUUAAACAGUUAACAUUUGUAGAGUGCUUUGAAAUAGUAAUAAUUGCUAAAAUUACUGUUUCUUAAGUGUUAGUUUUAAAAUACACCAAUAAGUUCUGUAUGAUAGAUUUGAUAGAAAACACAGACAUCAAAUUCACUUACGAUUUUAUAUUGAUUCAAUACAAUCAUUUCAUUUAUGUUGCUGGUAGUACUCAUAUUCUAUAAGAGCGUGAAUACAUUUCCCAUAGAAUACCAGUUUAUCAUAGAAUAUUUUAAUCACUUAUAUGAACAUCAUAUUUAAGAAUGUUAGUAUCUCACUAAAAUUUAAAUCCACUAUAUGUUGUAUAUUUUAAACUAAAGGUAAAAACAUAUUUUGAGAAAUCUUAUUGACUUUUAGUUUAAAUACAGUUCUGAAUAGCUGUAUUUAACAAAAUUAAAAAGCAACAAGCAAUGAUCUUUUUUUAUGUUUUGAUCAAUAUUUUAGUACGACAUUUAAAGAGUUUAAAAAAUUAAGACAGUCGUAUUUUUCAUGCCAGUGACUUAGAUAGGUUGCAAGAGUUGUUAAUUUUAUUGUUGACCUCUAUAUUUAGUUGCUUAUGUAUCAGUGUACAUUUAGUUAUGAUUCUGAAGUGUUGAGACACAAUUCUCCAAUCAGGAUACUCCAAAUCAAGAGACCCAUUGUCCGUCAAUGUGAUUGCAAGUAAAACCAAAUGGAAUAACCGACUGAUUAAUUUGGUGCACUUGAAAUGUUAGUCAUGUGAUAGAAUGUGUAUAUCUACUUGUUGCAAACAAUAAACAGUUUGUUAACAGUU
Messenger RNA from Homalodisca vitripennis (glassy-winged sharpshooter), 11561 nucleotides. RefSeq names its product juxtaposed with another zinc finger protein 1. Bases 22 to 966 code for a protein of 314 amino acids. Gene Ontology annotation, cellular component: nucleus. Lineage: Eukaryota; Metazoa; Arthropoda; Insecta; Hemiptera; Cicadellidae. The transcript is spliced from 5 exons. The record is from RefSeq and is a predicted model, not a curated record.